AUGAAAGUGUAUCUAGCUUUUUGUUUUUCUCUUGCAGCACCAUUCUUGGCAUCAAAGAGGUUUAUAUUGGCAGUACUGUGUUUCUUUUGUUGCUUAUUGAUCCAAGCCUCUAGAUUUAAUCUCAGUAUAGCGAUUGUAUCAAUGGUAGAUCACAGUCAAGAUGUAGUAAAUAUAACUCAUACUAGGGCACUGAAUGUCAAUACUCACGAAUGUUCCAACUUAAAAGGGGAAUUCGACUGGGACAAACAAUUACAGGGCUUAAUACUCGGAGCCUUCUUUUGGGGGUAUUGUGUUCUACAGUCAUCUUCCGGUUGGAUAUGUGAAAGAUAUGGUGUCAAACGAGUCCUUUCGGUAGCUUGCUCUAUUACAACUAUCAUAUGUUUAGUCAGUCCAAUUUGUGCCAGAACAAGUCCUUAUUUAUUUAUCUGCCUACGAAUCGCUCUAGGACUUUUCCAGUGUCCUAUAUAUCCGUCAUUACAAGUGGUAUUAACCAACUGGAUUCCACCAAGUGAAAAAAGUCGAAUUUUUGGUUUUACUUUCUCAGGCUCUGCGCUCGGAGUGGCCGCUAUGUUCCCCUUUGGUGGAUUUCUAUGUAAAUACGGAUUUGAUGGCGGUUGGCCAUCUGUAUUUUAUGUUAUUGGAAUCUGCACAUUUGUUUGGACAGUUGCAUGGUAUUUUUUUGCUUCUAACUCUCCUCAAGAGCAUCCGACGAUAACAGAAGCUGAACUGAAAUACAUUCAAUUAUCACUUGGUCUAGCCAACAAGAAAAAUAAAAAGAAAAUGGUUAUACCCUGGAAAUCUAUAAUGACAUCGACAGCAACCUGGGCUAUAAUAGUGACACAUUUUUUGAUGAACUAUGGACAUUAUAUGCUUGUUACUCAAUUACCUACAUAUAUGAAAGAGGUUUUGAAAUUUGACAUUCAAUCGAAUGGGAUUUUCUCAAUGCUACCGUUUUUAAGUUUAUGGAUCGUCUGGAUGUUUGGUGGUGUUAUCUCGGAUUUUAUGACAGCCAACCAGAUAUUGUCUGUUGUUAAUACACGCAAACUUAUGACAGCAGUGGGUGCGAUUGGUACUGCAGUGUUUUUAAUAGGCUUAAGUUAUAUUGGAUGUGAUCAGCAAAUUAUCGCAGUUGCACUCGUAACAAUUGCCGUUGCUGUAGAAGGAUUUAGUUUGAGUGGAUUUUUCAUCAACCCUACUGAUAUUGCUCCAGCAUAUGCUGGUACAAUUUUAGGCAUAUCAAAUUCUUUGGCAACUUUGCCCGGAGUCAUAGCACCAUACGUAGUCGGAGUUCUCACACCUCAUGGGACAAGAGAUGAAUGGCAAGUAUCAUUUUACAUUGCUGGUGGUAUUUUUAUUUCGGCAGCUGUAUUUUAUAUUAUUUUCGCUGAAGGUGAAAUUCAGAAAUGGGGUUAUCCUCUGAGAAUAGAAGAAGAAAUUCCUUUAUCUGACUUGCCAUAUAAAAAACCAGAAACGCUUAGAAAGGACCUUAACGCUUGA
Molecule: messenger RNA, 1497 nt
Organism: Lottia gigantea (owl limpet)
Lineage: Eukaryota; Metazoa; Mollusca; Gastropoda; Lottiidae
Exons: 9
Coding region: 1-1497 (498 amino acids)
Biological process (GO): monoatomic anion transport; transmembrane transport
Molecular function (GO): transmembrane transporter activity
Source: RefSeq, a predicted model, not a curated record